Molecule: messenger RNA, 1701 nt
Organism: Thalassophryne amazonica
Lineage: Eukaryota; Metazoa; Chordata; Actinopteri; Batrachoidiformes; Batrachoididae
Product: ras-related protein Rab-15-like
Exons: 7
Coding region: 131-769 (212 amino acids)
Molecular function (GO): GTP binding; GTPase activity
Source: RefSeq, a predicted model, not a curated record
UGUCCGCACCGCCGAAGAAGAAGAAGAAGGAGUGGAGGAGGAGAAGGAGGAAGGAUAGGAGUGGAGGAGAGGAGAGAGGAGUCAGGAGUCAGGAGUCAGGAGUCAUGCUUUCAGUUGAUGUUUUAGCAUCAUGGCUAAACAGUACGACGUCCUGUUCAGGCUGCUGAUGCUCGGAGAUUCGGGCGUCGGGAAGACGUGUAUGUUACGGCGCUUUACGGAAAGUGAAUUUGAUAAUUCGCACAUUUCUACCAUCGGGCUUGAUUUUAAAAUGAAAACAUUGGAAAUGGAUGGAAUCAAGGUGCGAGUGCAGAUAUGGGACACUGCAGGUCAGGAACGGUACCAGACCAUCACCAAACAGUACUAUCGCCGGGCACAGGGUAUCAUCUUUGUAUACGACAUCACAAACGAGCCGUCCUUUCAGCACAUAGUGAAGUGGGCCACUGAUGUAGAUGAGUAUUCUCCAGAAAAGGUGCAGAGAAUCUUGGUAGGGAAUAAAUCCGAUGAUGAGCCGAGGAGGCAAGUGACCAAAGAACAAGGAAGCAAGCUGGCAGAAAUCCACGGCAUGGAGUUCUUUGAGACGAGCGCUUGCACCAACAGUAACAUCACUGAGUCGUUCACGAGGGUGACAGAACUGGUGCUGCAGUCUCACAAGAGAGACGUGGACAACUUGUUGGGCUCUCUGGAUGAUUAUUUGGACAUGGUCGCUCAGGAGGAAGAGAAGGACAACCAAGCUGCCACCGACGGCGCUCAGAGGACCUGCGCCUGCUAGUCGCAAGACCGUCACAGUACCGUAGAUGAUUGGUAAAGACGUCCCUUUUUGGCAGACACCAAAACUGCUGGUAAGACGGUGCUGGAUCGGGAUUUCAUGAGUGGCGUUUACAGGUUUUGAUUCAAGCCAAACACUUGUUUCACCGGCUGGGCGGUUAGAAUAAAAACCUGCAGACGAUUGGCCUGUCACGUCACUGAUUGGCCCGCCCCUUGCUGUAGUGUCAUACAGAGGGAAAGGCAGUUUGCAGGAGCCCCACUCAGAGGGACUACACGAUCUGCAGUUCAUGUAUUGUAUGUUUGAUGCAUUUUCUUUCCAAAACAGCUGUUUGUACCACAUGCCUACCUUAUUCCUUCAUAUCUGAUUGGUAGCCUCCUGCAAAGUCAGACUGUGGACCCAUGUUUUAAAUAAAGUGAGCUGAUUAAUGACGCUGUAAAAAGGUUAGCUCAAGGAUAAAAGUAAUUAUUUAUUAUCCGUGGAAACACAGACCGAGCUGAGACAGACUGAUUUUACACAGCGGGGAGAGAGAGAGAGUGCUGCGGCCUGUACCGGUACCUUGCUGAAUCAAAUGCAUGUUUGUGUUGUGUGGUGAUGUAAGUUGUGCAUUUAAUGUAAUUUAUUUUUUGGGUCCAAUGAAGUGCCAUAAAUGGUGUCAUUUUGGCUGUUGUAGGGGUUUGUGGUGGUAAAAUUGAGGAUGUUGCAAAAAAAAAAAAAAAAAAAAAAUUCCAAAUGUCUCAUGUUUGCAAGAUCAAUAAACUAGAAUUAAUUUUUUUUUAACUAAUUAUGGGGUGUAAGAGCCUUGAUGAGUCAGUAAAUUAAAUUUGAUCAGGAGUUGUUUGAAUUUUUCAUCACUUGCUGUGAAAGGAGAAUGAUCAUGUCUUGAAUAUUUAAUGAUUGGAAACUGAUAAAAUGUAUAAAAAGUUGUGAAAACAAAA